Messenger RNA from Blepharisma stoltei, 465 nucleotides. The record is from the annotation of a GenBank genome assembly. NCBI's taxonomy places the organism in Eukaryota, Ciliophora, Heterotrichea, Heterotrichida, Blepharismidae.
AUGGAAAGCCCUUUAAUAAGAAAGCCCGGCAAUGUUUUAGGCGCAGUUAAUGAUUGUCUCCAGAAUACACUUCCUCCUCCUGAAGAGUAUGAAAAUAAAAGAAGAGAAAUUGACUGCAAAGAGAAAGAAUGCAAAGAAUUAGUAAACAAAAAAUUCAAGCUUCUCUUAGGCUUAUGGCUAGUGAAAAAUAUUAUAUGUCCUUCUUUAUCUUCAUCAAAAAAUCAAUUAUUGUUCAAGAAUGAAGAAAUUGUUGAAAACUAUCCUGAAAAUUUAUCUGAAGACGAAAUAGAGCAGCAAGAUCCAGAAUCGGCAAGUAAUGAAGAUUCAAUAAUAUGAACUCCAGCCAAACUAGAUGAAAAUAAGCAAGAAAAAUUGCAAAUAAGCCUAUUGCUAUUUUUUGUAUUUUUUAUUUUUGGACUGAUUUGGCUUGCUAAGAUGACAGUCAAUCUGAACAGCAUUCACUAA